Molecule: messenger RNA, 1394 nt
Organism: Ilyonectria robusta
Lineage: Eukaryota; Fungi; Ascomycota; Sordariomycetes; Hypocreales; Nectriaceae
Product: TAP42-like protein
Exons: 1
Coding region: 138-1190 (350 amino acids)
Biological process (GO): regulation of dephosphorylation; regulation of signal transduction
Cellular component (GO): cytosol
Molecular function (GO): protein phosphatase 2A binding
Source: RefSeq, a predicted model, not a curated record
CCAGGGCCUUAGUCUAAUGGGAUUUACAAACCACCAUCCAGCAUCUUCUCUACCUACACUUUGCCAUAUCUUCCGAUCUUCCUCUUCCUCUUCCUCCUCUUCCCCUCCCCGCUCACCCUUCCCUCCCAACAACCGCAAUGGUCUCCUCCGACGAGCCCCAGUCUCUCAAGUCCAUCUUCCAGGCCGCCGAGGACCAGCGCCGCGUGCUGGAGAUCACCACCCUCCCCGCCACCUCACCCGCCUACCGCAGCGAGCUCGACGAUGCCCUCGCGCUCUACGCCCGCGCCCGCGACCAGCUCUCCCGCGUCGCCAUCUUCUCGCCCAACGAGGCCGCCGAGGACAUCGCCACCGCCGACCUGCCCUACCUGCUGCUCGACUUCCACUACGCCGAGCUCGUCCAGCGCACGCCCGGCCUCAAGCUCGACGAGCGCGCCGACGUCCUCGCCUCCUCCCGCGCCGCCUACGAGCGCUUCCUGGCCCUCGUCGACGGGUACUCCCUCGUCAGUGCGCCCUACGAUCGCCUAGUCGAGCGCUACCGCGACGACCCGAAUGCCUUCGCCGUCGUCGCCGGCAGCGACAUGGCUGCCCGCCGCGAGGGCAAGAUUGCAAACUACAAGGCCGAGAAGCAGCUCAAGGAGAAGCUCGAGGUGCUGCGUCGCAACCCGCGCUACCUCGACCACGGCGACGAGGAGAUUGUCCGCGAGCUACACCUCACUCACCUCACCUUUGCCGUCCACACGACCAUGCAGGCCCUCGACUCGCUCAAUCGCGAGUUCGACAUGAUCGCCCAGGCGCCGCGGCCCGACCCCGAGUCCGACAGCGUCGCAGCCAAGCCCGACAGCAACGACACGCGCCUCGACCAACCGCUGGGUAGCCUCACGAACCGCGGCGGGCCUCUCCUGUCCACGCAGGGCAAGCCCCUGCAGCCCUUCACGCUCGUCGGCUCCCGGACCGACCGGACGCGCGGCGUGUUCCGCUCCGGCCACAACCUGCCGACCAUGUCCAUCGAUGAGUACCUCGACGAGGAGAAGCGCCGCGGAAACAUCCUGCAGGGCGGCGUGGAGGAAAAGCCUGUGGUGGACGAGGACGACAUGGAGGCCGCGGACCAGGCCACGUACAAGGCGCGCGCGUGGGAUGAGUUUACCGACCAUAACCCCAAGGGCGCUGGCAACACGCUCAACCGGGGCUAAGGUUGAAUAUUCAGGGUUUUCUUGUUGCGGUUUUCUAUAUUUAAUUUUCACGAGGAUGAUAUGAAAGAUGGGAAUAGAUCUUGUUGGGUAUGGCAUGCAUGGUGAACAUUACUGGCGUUUAAUCGGGACGGAGGAACGACAACAUGAGAAAUCCAAAACGAAACAACUUGUAGAGCAGGAAAUGGAAAAUCGAUUGAUACCCCC